This is a messenger RNA of Nerophis lumbriciformis (worm pipefish), 1425 nucleotides long. RefSeq lists its product as uncharacterized. The record is from RefSeq and is a predicted model, not a curated record. NCBI's taxonomy places the organism in Eukaryota, Metazoa, Chordata, Actinopteri, Syngnathiformes, Syngnathidae.
GAUCGUUCUGGCCGGGAGUCUUUCUUGAUGUCCCACUGUGUUGACACAUUGGAUUUGUCUGGCCGGCAUGAAAACAAAACAGAAAUAGUACGCUGAAGGGUUUGACAAACAGGUCUGACUGGUCGAGGGAGUGAGCUUUUGGAACCAUAGGACUGUUCACCAAACAGUCCUAUGGUUGGAGUCAGAAUAGCUGUUGAAUAUCCAACUUGGAACCAUCCUUCACCUUGGUCCACUUCCUGUACAAAGAACUAAACGAUGGCUCAUGGCCGGGUGGUCCUGGACAGAGACCAGUUCAACUGCUCGGUGUGCCUGGAUGUCCUGAAGGAUCCAGUGACCAUUCCAUGCGGCCAUAGUUACUGCUCCGACUGCAUCCGCCUCUGCUGGGACCAACAAAACAAAUCGGGGGCCUUCAAGUGCCCUCAAUGUCGACAGGCUUUCAACCCCAGGCCGGAGCUCUGCCGAAACACCUUACUGGCUGACUUGUUGGAAGGACUUACGCAAAGUGGACCACAGAAGGCGGGUCAAAGUCCGGCAAAGAGGGAGUACAAGGUGGUCAGUCAGGCCAUGCGACAAGUAUUGUAUAAAUUAGACCCGGAUGACCAGAAAUGUAUUCAGGAUGAGUUGGAUUCCAAGGAUGAAACGACAAGGGUCUACAGAAUGGCUUUUCUCAGAAUGGAGAAGAAGCAACUUGAGGGGCAGAAGAAGCAGAUAGAGAAGACGCUGGUUGAAGACCAGAACAUGUUGGAACAGACCAAGGAGAAGGCAAGGGAGAUGGUGGAACAGUCGAGGAAAGUGUUGAAUAGGAACAAGGAGAAGAAGAAGGUUUGGAUUAGUUUGGGCCAGGCUGCACUGGACAAAGACCAGAAGGAGCUCGACAAGAUCAUGGAGAAGUUGAAGGACAACGACCAGGAGUAUGAAGAGCUGAUGCAAGACCGCCUUGAGGAUCUCCAUGCAUGGGUUGGGAGUGUUGCUACAAGUUGUUUCUAGCAGUCUGGCGAGGGACCAGUCUCCAAGGGACCAGGAUGAGCCGGUCCCAGAAAAGAAGACUAAGGACACUUUAUAAAGUCGUAGGUUUAGCAGACAUCUCUCCGGUCUGUGCUCAUUUAUUCUUUCUCAGUCUACACUUUAGAAUUUGCUACUGUCUCCUAUUUAGAUUCUAGACCUACACCAUACUUGCCAACCCUCCCGGAUUUUCCGGGAGACUCCCGAAAUUCAGCGCCUCUCCCGAAAACCUCCCAGGACAAAUUUUCUCCCGAAAUUCAGUAUACCGUAUUUUCCGCACUAUAAGGCGCACCUAAAAACCACACAUUUUCUCAAAAGCUGACAGUGCGCCUUAUAACCCGGUGCGCUUUAUAUAUGGAUUAAUAUUAAGAUUCAUUUUCAUAAAGUUUCGGUCUCGCAACUACGGUAAACAGCCGCCAUCUU